Messenger RNA from Paralichthys olivaceus (Japanese flounder), 387 nucleotides. NCBI's taxonomy places the organism in Eukaryota, Metazoa, Chordata, Actinopteri, Pleuronectiformes, Paralichthyidae. The record is from RefSeq and is a predicted model, not a curated record.
AUGUGUACGCCCAGAAACACCCCCGCCACGCCGCCAAACUUCCCCGACGCCAUCACCAUGUUCUCCAAACUGCGAGCGUCUGAGUGCGGCUCCGGCGUCGGCAGCGGCCCCUCCCAGGCGUCCAUGACCUGCUCCCCCCCGGUCCCCUCUUCCACGGCGGGGUUUGGCUCCUUCUGGGCUUCGUCGCCACCCGGCCACCAGCCGGCCUGGCUGCCGCCCUCGUCGCCCACCGGCCACCACGUGCACUACCACCACUACCACAUGCAACAGACUCCCAUGUGGCCCCCGGUGUCUCAGCCCAGCGGCUCCCAGCAGCCCCCUGUUGUAUCUGCGCUCCAUGGUCAGAGAUGAGGGGGGGCAGGACGGACAGGCGGGUUCACGUGGAGA